Messenger RNA from Temnothorax curvispinosus, 561 nucleotides. RefSeq lists its product as uncharacterized. The transcript has a single exon. NCBI's taxonomy places the organism in Eukaryota, Metazoa, Arthropoda, Insecta, Hymenoptera, Formicidae. Bases 1 to 561 code for a protein of 186 amino acids. The record is from RefSeq and is a predicted model, not a curated record.
AUGUAUGCCGAAGUCCAUCGGCGUACCAGGCAGCUGCGGGUCCCGAGGGGGCGAGUGUGGAACAGGGCCUGUCGGAUCAUCAAGCUUCAGGCCAAGACGGUCCUCAUCGAUAAUUGGCGUGCUUAUCUUGCCAACCCGGCUUUGCCGGAGAAGAGGACCGUAGAUGCUGUCCGGCCCUGUCUAGCGGAAUGGCUGGACAGUCGUCGACACGGGUUGACCUAUAGGGCGACGCAGGUGCUUACCGGGCACGGUUGCUUCGGUGAGUACCUGUGUCGCAUUGGGAAAGAGGCAGCCACCAACUGCCACCACUGCGAAGCGGAGAGGGACACGGCGCAGCACACAUUGGAGGAGUGCCCUGCCUGGGCCGAGCAGCGCCGUGUCCUACGGGAGGUGGUCGGAGAUGACCUCUCCCUCCCGGCCAUAGUGGCGGCUAUGGUCGGGGAUCAAUCGAAGUGGCGGGCAUUCCUGACCUUCUGCGGUCAGGUUAUGUCCGCCAAAGAGGAGGCCGAGCGGAUCCGUCGCGGAGUGGUAACCCAGGAUGCGGCGGAUCCGCCAAAUUGA